AUGGAUGAUGAACAUUUAAUAGUUGGUAGAGCUGGUGGCCGUUUUGAUGCACAUGAAAAUGAUGUUAAAGCAAUUUAUUGCUCUAAAGUUAAUCCAAAUCUUUUUUAUACCGGUUGUAGUGAUGGUUUAUGCAAGAUGUGGGAUAAUCGUAUGCUAAAUAAUCCCAUUUUACUAGCAAUAUCUUCUAGAAAUAAUAAUUAUCCUAUUAUGCAUAUUGAUGGUGAUAGCUAUGAUAGAUAUAUUGUGACAACUUCUGGUGGAGUAAAAUUUAAUAUUUGGGAUGUACGACGAUUUUCUGAAAAUAUUUCAUUUGAUAUGCAACAACAACAGCAAGAAAUAAAUAUAUCAGAUGAAAUUGGACGUUUUGAUAGAGGUUAUUUAUUAUAUGUAAAAUUUAUUUUAUGCCAAUAA
Messenger RNA from Loa loa (African eye worm), 411 nucleotides. RefSeq lists its product as hypothetical. Gene Ontology annotation, biological process: proteasome-mediated ubiquitin-dependent protein catabolic process. The record is from RefSeq and is a predicted model, not a curated record. The transcript is spliced from 4 exons. NCBI's taxonomy places the organism in Eukaryota, Metazoa, Nematoda, Chromadorea, Rhabditida, Onchocercidae. Gene Ontology annotation, cellular component: Cul4-RING E3 ubiquitin ligase complex. Gene Ontology annotation, molecular function: protein binding. Bases 1 to 411 code for a protein of 136 amino acids.